Molecule: messenger RNA, 1458 nt
Organism: Rhinichthys klamathensis goyatoka
Lineage: Eukaryota; Metazoa; Chordata; Actinopteri; Cypriniformes; Leuciscidae
Gene: ido1
Product: indoleamine 2,3-dioxygenase 1
Exons: 10
Coding region: 64-1380 (438 amino acids)
Biological process (GO): 'de novo' NAD+ biosynthetic process from L-tryptophan
Cellular component (GO): cytoplasm
Molecular function (GO): L-tryptophan 2,3-dioxygenase activity; heme binding; metal ion binding
Source: RefSeq, a predicted model, not a curated record
UAAGUGGCAUAUGCCUGACACUUGCUAAACAGAGAGUCAAUCACUAGUAUUGUAAUAAACAUUAUGGGCACUGAAGUGAAAAAUACAGAGACACUACUGUCUUUGAGAAAGUUUCACAUCUCUGAGGAUUGUGGGUUUAUUCUCCCUGAGCCACUGACAGACCUGCCGGUGUUCUACAAGCCCUGGAUGGACAUUGCCAGAAAUGUGCCAGAACUCAUCUCUUCUCAUUCUUUGCGCCAUAGAAUUCAUGAUAUGCCUCUGUUGGAGACUCGUUUGUUGCAGAGCUAUCGUGAGCUGCGUUUGGCCCAUCUGGCUUUGAGCACGAUGGCUAUGGGUUACGUAUGGCAGGAGGGAGAGAGAGAAACAGUAAAAGUGCUUCCGCAGAAUCUGUCGGUGCCGUUCUGUGAGGUGUCUCGAAGACUGGGUCUGCCCCCAAUUCUCAUCCAUGCGGACACAGUCCUUGCCAACUGGAAGAAAACAGACCCAGAUGGACCUUUUUCCAUGGAGAACCUGGAGUUGUUGUUGACUUUGCCUGGAGGGGAAAGUGUAAGAGGGUUUUUCCUGGUCACACUUCUGGUGGAGCUGGCGGCUGUUCCUGGCCUAAAGUCUAUCCUUGAUGUCAUCAACGGUGUCCAUUAUGAUGAUGUUGCUAUGGUCACCAAAGCUCUGGAUGUUGUCAGUCAGGCCAUAGACAGCAUGAAACAUGCUCUUAAACUAAUGCAUGAAUAUGUAGAUCCCUCCAUAUUCUACGGAAUUAUGAGGAUCUUUCUGUCUGGAUGGAAAGAUAACCCAUCAAUGCCAGAAGGUCUCGUGUACGAGGGAGUUCAUGAGAAGCCAAUGGAGUUUUCGGGAGGCAGUGCAGCACAGAGUAGUAUCUUACACUGCUUUGAUGAGCUGCUGGGAGUCCAACAUGAAGGCAGCAGUGGGGCCUUCCUGAGAAGAAUGAGGGACUACAUGCCGCCCUCCCAUAAGCGUUUCAUUGAAGACAUCUCUAGUCGCCCGUCCCUGCGCGACUUUGUGCUCCAGCAAGCGGAUGAGCGCCUAACGCACACAUUUGAACAAUGUGUGGCCCGGUUGGUGGACUUUAGGAAUUGCCACAUCAACAUUGUCACCCGUUACAUCACUAUACCGGCGUCCCGUGCCAGACAGCUCCGUGAAAACAAGCAGGGUUUGGUCGAGGAGCUCGACGCAAUCAGGAAAGCGCCAAAAGCGCUGGAGGAAAGAGGUACUGGAGGUUCAGGGAUUAUGGUCUUUCUGAAGACUGUGCGUGAUGAAACUAAAGACAUCCACAUCUCAAAGUCUACUAAUGGGAACCAAGUCUUGCCAAAUGCACCGAUGACAGCGAUACAGAAGGCUGCAUCUGAGCUCAAAAUAGAAUGAAAAUAGCAACAAAGUAUCUUUGAAUGGUGAUUUGACAAACAGGCUCAUUGGAAUAAAUCACGCCAGUGCAAAAUGAAA